Messenger RNA from Lepus europaeus (European hare), 6783 nucleotides. RefSeq names its product helicase, POLQ like (gene HELQ). Gene Ontology annotation, molecular function: nucleic acid binding; ATP binding. The transcript has 18 exons. The coding region runs from base 204 to 3365 and encodes 1053 amino acids. The record is from RefSeq and is a predicted model, not a curated record. NCBI's taxonomy places the organism in Eukaryota, Metazoa, Chordata, Mammalia, Lagomorpha, Leporidae.
AUGAGGAGAGGAUGGGCACCUACGCUUGCGCCCCUGUUUCCGGCCCGAGGACUCUGGGGGUUAAUUUGGGGUGUUUUAUCAGCGUUGGAUGGAGGCUGGAGGCAGUUCCCCGCUGUAGCUACCUCUGCCUUCCACUCUUCAGUUGAGUUUGGCGGCUGAAUCUUAGGGACGACGAAGUGGCAGGCAGGGGUUCGGUCCCUGUCAUGGAUGAAGGCUGUUCCCGCAUCCGCCGGCGGGUGUCUUUCCGCAAAAGGACCCGUCCUAGCAUUUUUGCCGCCCCCACCGCGGCGGAGCUCAAGUCGGACGAUGAGGAGGAGGAAGAGAUGGUGGCCGAGUGCCGGAGGCGGAAAACCGUGGGGGUGCAACCGAUCGAGCAUUAUGACAGUGAAGAGGACAUGUUUGGUGACUAUGACAGCUUUGCCGAGAACUCCUUUUUAGCUCAAGUUGAUGACCUGGAGCAAAAGUAUAUGCAGCUUCCUGAACAUAGGAAACACGCUACAGACUUGGCCACUGAAGGUCUUUGUUCAGAAAGUGAUGAAAACAAACUCAGCAUUCCCACUGUGUUUCCUGAAUCAAAAACUGAUGAGCACACAAAGAACCAGAGUGGACCUGAAGAUGUCCCUGUUGAACAUGGACCUGAUCUGCCUUCCUCACAGGUUUUAUUCUUUGAAAAUUUGCAGAACUCGUCAAAUGAUUUGGGUGAUCAGUCUACUGAAAAAAAGGAUCAGAGCUCAUUCUCUCACAAGACCGGAGAUGAAGAAUUGUCCCUUAAUCUCAUAGAGCAGCCCCAGCAAGGCAAUGACUUCUCUACUAAAGUCAGAACGAGUUCAGAUACAAAUAGGAGAAAAAGUGUUAAGGAUCAUCUCAAAAGUGCCAUGACUGGAAAUGCCAAGGCCCAAACACCAGUAUUUUCCAGGAGUAAGCAGCUGAAAGAGACUCUCCUAUCUGAAGAAAUUAAUGUUGCCAAGAAAACAAUUGAGUCAUCGUCAGAUGACCUUGGUCCUUUCUAUUCAUUGCCCAGCAAAGUUCGAGACCUUUAUGUUCGGGUCAAAGGAAUUGAAAAAUUAUAUGAAUGGCAGCAUACUUGCUUAACACUGAAUUCUGUGCAAGAGAGAAAAAAUUUAAUAUACUCCUUGCCAACAAGUGGUGGGAAAACCCUGGUGGCCGAGAUUUUAAUGCUACAAGAACUGCUUUGCCGGCGGAACGAUGUUUUAAUGAUCCUUCCUUACGUGGCAAUUGUCCAAGAAAAGAUAACAGGCCUGUCAAGCUUUGGUAUAGAACUUGGUUUCUUUGUUGAAGAAUAUGCUGGAAGCAAAGGAAGAUUUCCUCCAAUAAAAAGACGGGAAAAGAAAUCACUGUAUGUUGCCACUAUCGAGAAGGGGCAUAGCCUGGUGAACUCCUUGAUUGAAACAGGGAGGAUUAGCAGUCUGGGUCUGGUGGUUGUCGAUGAGCUGCACAUGAUUGGUGAAGGAAGCCGUGGGGCUAUACUGGAAAUGACCCUAGCAAAAAUCCUCUACACUAGCAAGACAACUCAAAUUAUUGGUAUGAGUGCAACACUAAAUAAUGUUGAAGACCUACAAGAGUUUCUUCAAGCAGAAUAUUAUACCAGUCAAUUUAGACCAGUUGAACUGAAAGAAUAUCUAAAACUAAAUGAUAGAAUAUAUGAGGUUGACAGCAAGGCUGAGAAUGGCAUGACUUUUUCACGUGUCCUGAAUUAUAAGUACUCUGACACUCUGAAAAAGAUGGAUCCUGAUCAUUUGGUAGCAUUAGUGACAGAAGUUAUUCCCAAUUAUUCCUGCUUGGUUUUUUGUCCCACUAAGAAGAAUUGUGAAAACGUAGCAGAAAUGAUAUGCAAAUUCUUAAGCAAGGAAUAUCUGAAGCACAGGGAGAAAGAAAAAGAUGAGGUGAUUAAGAACCUGAAGAGCAUCAGCAGUGGCACACUGUGUCCUGUUUUAAAGCACACUAUCCCUUUUGGAGUGGCCUACCACCACAGUGGUUUAACCAGCGAGGAACGGAGGCUUCUGGAGGAGGCCUAUUCCUCAGGCGUCCUCUGUCUGUUUACCUGCACAUCUACCCUAGCAGCAGGGGUCAACCUGCCAGCUCGAAGAGUUAUUUUAAGAGCUCCCUAUGUUGCUAAGGAGUUUUUAAAGAGAAAUCAAUAUAAACAGAUGAUUGGUAGAGCUGGCCGUGCUGGAAUAGAUACUAUUGGAGAGAGUAUCCUUAUCUUGCAAGAAAAAGACAAGCAACAGGUAUCUGAGUUAAUAAGCAGACCACCGGAAAACUGUUACAGCCAUCUUGUUCAGGAAUUCACCAAGGGAAUACAAUCUUUGUUUCUGUCUUUGAUUGGAUUGAAGAUUGCAACAAAUCUUGGUGACAUUCAUCACUUUAUGAAUGGUACAUUUUUUGGUGUUCAGCAAAAGAUUUUAUUGAAAGAAAAGAGUCUCUGGGAAGUAACUGUCGAGUCACUGAGACACCUGACAGAGAAAGGACUCCUACAGAAAGACACUAUUAAUAACUCUGAAGAAGAGUGCCGAUGUGAUUUUCACAUUACAAAACUGGGACGAGCUUCUUUUAAGGGAACUAUAGAUUUAGCUUAUUGUGACAUUCUCUACAGAGACUUGAAGAAAGGUCUUGAAGGCCUUGUGCUGGAAAGCUUUCUCCAUCUCAUCUACCUAACAACUCCCUAUGACCUGGUUCCCCAGUGUGACCCAGACUGGAUGGUAUACUUCAGGCAGUUUAGCCAGCUCAGUCCCGCAGAACAAAGCGUAGCUUCUCGUCUUGGAGUCUCUGAAAGCUUUAUUGGGAAGAAGGCAUCCGGUCAAGCCAUCAGAAAGAAGGUGGACAAGAACAUUGUCAACCGACUGUACUUGUCUUUUGUUCUUUAUACCCUGCUCAAAGAGACCAACGUUUGGAGUGUGUCUGAAAAAUUUAACAUGCCUCGAGGAUACAUACAAAAUCUUCUCACCGGAGCUGCCUCAUUCUCAUCUUGUGUGUUACAUUUCUGUGAGGAACUUGAGGAGUUUUGGGUUUACCGAGCCCUGUUGGUGGAACUUAUCAAGAAGCUAACGUACUGUGUAAAGGCAGAGCUGAUUCCUCUCAUGGAAGUGACCGGAGUUCAGGAGGGUCGAGCAAAACAAUUGUUCAAUGCAGGUUACAAAAGCCUAACGCACUUAGCUAAUGCAGAUCCGGAAGUGCUAGUAAGGACAAUUGACCAUUUAUCAAGACGCCAGGCCAAGCAGAUUGUUUCCUCAGCAAAGAUGCUGUUACAAGAAAAAGCAGAGGCAUUGCAGGAAGAAGUAGAAGAGUUACUGAGGUUGCCUCCUGAUUUCCCUGGCACCAUGGCUGCCUCCAUUGAAAAGGCAUGAAGCUAUCUGAUGAUUUCAAACAUGAAUUAUUUAUUCUCCAUAUAUUUUAUUACAGAUUCUUUAUACUUAUGAAAGAAAAAUAUAUUUUAAUUAUACAUUCAGAUCUGUGCUUAGUGUUUGAAUAAUUGAAAUAACUUUCUCAGGAAUAAUUCAUCUUCUUUGAUACUUAUAUACUGUCUCUGAUCAGAAAUCUAUAGUGUCUACUAUAGAAUGAAACCCAAUUUUCUUAAUGUGACUCCAGCCUACUUUUUUUUUUAUAGAUUUAUUUAUUUAUUUGAAAGGCAGAGUUACAGAGAGGCAGAGGCAGAAAGAGAGAGGUUGGUAGGUCUUCCAUCCGCUGAUUUACUCCCCAAUUGGCCAAAACAGCCAGAGCUGUGCUGAUCCGAAGCCAGGAGCCAGGAGCUUCUUCCAGUCUCCCACUUGGGUACAGGGGCCCAAGGACUUAGGCCAUUUUCCACUGCUUUCCCAGGCCAUAGCAGAGAGCUGGAUCAGAAGUGGAGCAGCCGGGACUCAAACCAGCACCCACAUGGAAUGCUGGCACUGCAGGCAGCGGCCUUACCGGCUACGCCACAGCACUGGCCCCAAAAAAUAUGUCUUUGUCAAUGUGAUGAUAAGUUCCUGGAAGCUGUCAAAGAGAACCAACUAUAACAAUGCUUUUGUAUCCAGGGUGGGUGCUACUUCUUAUACUGGGAUGGAAUUCAAAGCUAUGUGGAGAACUUGUGUAGGAAAGUUCUCACCUAUGGAAGCGUCAAGCCUUGGGGAGAGGGGUGGCUAACAUCACCUUUCCCUUAAAAACACCAGCAUAGAGAUUUGUUGAGACUGUGGACAGAACCAAAAAGGCUUACUGUAUUGGACUAGAACUUGGGAGCUCUUUGACAGAAAAGUCUUCUUUGAGUGGUGCUUGCUUAAGCUUACAGUACAAGGCAAAAGCAAAGUUGGACAUCUGGAAGAUCUUGGUGAAGCUGGGCAACCUGGAGAUGGGCAGGCCAGCUCAGAGCUUGGACAAAAAAUGAAAAAUGGAAAACCUGAUACCACGUUGGAAUUGCUGACAUUUUAAUGCUCUGAAGCCCAAUAUGAAGGUGCUACAGUUACCGUCCUUCUCUGAUGCUUUAUGUAAUCAGGCAGCAUCACAAAUGCCACAUUGGAACCUUGACUUUACCUAAAAUUCAAUUUAAUGGAAGGAGGCUGGCAGAAAGUCAGCUUGGUAUCUUUCUAAAUGGAAUCUGUUCCAAUUGCAGUCACUGAGUUACCCGUCUUUUCCACUGGGACUUGAGUAUCACCUGUACCAGCUACCCUCUCCUCUGCCUAGCACCUCUCCUGUCUUCUGAAAAAAACACAACCAAUUUUAUUCCCUGGCCACGAAGGUGAGAAAUGGACACAGGCUGGACCCAUCAGAACCCUUCUCAGUGAUGUUUCUAACUGUAGUUGGUAGCUUUGAGUGCUAUUUCGCUUUGAUCUUGAAGCUAACAGGAAGUCAGUCUUGAGUUGCCUGCCAAGGAGGAGGCGGCAAAUACUGGGGGAGGGAAGAGUCACUAGUUCUCGCUGCUCUAUGGCAGUUCGGUUGCUGCUCAGACUUUGAGAAUGUGGCCACUAAAUAUUCUUUUGUUUAAGCUUUAUAUACUUGGGUUUCUAUUACGCAUAACUGAAAAAAACAUGUUUAUUAAAGUUCUUAAAUGUCUUUGGGUCUGUACUCCGUUCCUGCUGACCUAUUUUUCUGUUCUUUUCUAGACUUACACUGUUUCAAUUUCUUUACAUUUUAAUAUCUUAUGGCUAAUCUCCCAUCAUUACACUUGAUACAGACUCAGUUAGGUUGACCUAGAGAAACAAUGAUGGAGAUAUGUAUUUGUGUGCAUGUGUGUAUCAUUCAGGAUACUGGCAUUUUAGUUCCUAUCAAGGUACCCUUCUGCUCCCCUCCCACCUCUAGUCUUAAUACAUUAUUCUGGGGGCCGACUCUGUGGCGCAGCAGGUUAAAGCCCCUGUCUGCAGCGCUGGUAUCCUAUAUGGGCACCGGUUCGAGUUCUGGCAGCUCCACUUCCUAUCCAGCUCUCUGCUAUGGCCUGGAAAAGCUGUAGAAGAUGGCCCAAGUCCUUGGGCCCCUGCACCUGUGUGACAGACCUGAAGGAAGCUCCUGACUCCUGGCUUCGGAUUGGCGCAGCUCCAGCCAUUGUGGCUAUCUGGGGAGUGAACCAGUGGAUGGAAGACCUCUCUCUCCCUCUUUCUGCCUCUGUCUCUCCAUGACUCUGCCUUUCAAAUAAAUAAAUCUUUAAAAAAAUACAUUAAUCUGGGAUGAUAAAUUGGUCUCUUGGUUAGCAAAAAUCAGAGCCUUACUUACUUGGACAAAUCAAUAAAACGGGUUUCAAGCUGUUAAAAAAGCAGACUGGACUAUGGCCUACUGUGAGCACAACUCAGAGGCUGGCUAAAGAUGCCAGCAGGCGAGCCAGCUGCUCUCUCACGAUUGCUUUAGCUGCAACAAAUGGACCCCAUGCAAUGAACCCCAAGAUUCCACUAAGUCAUUAGGGUGCCAGACUCUGACUUGGAUAAAGUGUGUCAGGAUGGCAUGGGUAAUUGGAUGUAAUGCUAGGGGAAAAAAAAUCAAGGCCAAGUGAAGGGAACAUCUAGGAAGGAAUAAUAUGGGCAAAUCUGCUGAGAAUAUUAUAUAAUGGCUAAGUACCUGGCCUUUAAACUGGGACUGCAUGGGUUUGAAUCUCUGUUUUGCAAGUAACUAGUAGAAGUGGGCUUGGGCAAGUUACUUUAACCUUUCUGUGUCUCCGUUUAUUCAUCUAUAAAAUGGGAAUGAUAGUUGUACCUGUCUCCUAGGGUUUUAUUAAAUUAUUCACAUAAAGCACUUAUACCAGUGCCUGGCAUACAGAAAGUAAUGUGUAACUGACUGCAAUAUUCUAACGGUCUAAAAUGUUAAGACACUGGAGCCUGGAGUUGUGGCACAGAUGGAUAAGCUGCCAUUUAGAAUGUCUGCAUUGCAUAUCAGCUGACUACUCCAUGUCUGAUCCAACUCCCUACUAAUGUGUUUGGGAAGCAGCAGACAUUAGCUCAAGUACUUGAGUCCCUGCCACCCAAGUAGGAGACCCCAAUGGCUCCUGGCUUUGGCCUGACCUGGAAGUGGCUACUGUGGGCAUUUGGAGUGAACCAGCAGAUAGAUCUGUUUCUCCCUCUCUCGCUCUGUCAUUCUUUCAACCAAAUAAGUAAGUAAAACUUAAAUAAAUAGAUGUUAAGACACAAACUUAAACUGUGGAUCUAUUUGCCAAGCUUCCAAUGGAAGUCAUUUAGACAACUAAAUAGAAUUUAAAUCAAACCAGUUCAGUACUCACAAAUCCUGUUGGCUAUCAGUUUUUUUCUUAUACUAGGGUCAUCUGCAUUUGAGUUGUAAUUUUCAAAUUGUUGUUUAGGGUAAGAUUCACUC